Mya arenaria is the source of this 1347-nucleotide messenger RNA. RefSeq lists its product as uncharacterized. The record is from RefSeq and is a predicted model, not a curated record. Lineage: Eukaryota; Metazoa; Mollusca; Bivalvia; Myida; Myidae. The coding region runs from base 1 to 1347 and encodes 448 amino acids. The transcript has 5 exons. Gene Ontology annotation, molecular function: zinc ion binding.
AUGGCAUCACUACCGAUUCAAUGUGAAAUGUGCUUAGAGGAAAAUGCUGUUGGAAGUUGCGAUACAUGUGGGCAUGUCGGUGAAGCCUGCUUACGUAUUCAUCAGAAAGGAAGGUCAUUUCGAACUCACAUUAUCAACGUGUUGAACAAGGAAAACCAUGCAGCAAUUAGGAAUGACAUUACAGAAGAGCGAUGUAAGCAACAUCCGACAGAAAGAGCUAUCUUUCUUUGUAAAACUCAUGAAUCGAUGAUUUGUGGUAGUUGCCUUCAUUCUGAGCAUCCAUCUUGCGUGCAGGAAGUCGUUGAUCUGCUGGAUGAAGAUAUUAAAAUUGACUGCGAUAAAGUCAACACGAUGAAAUCACUGUUCAAUGAGUUAAAAGAUGACAUUUUGCUGUUGAAAGUUAGUGCAGAACACAGUAAGGAGAAUUACAAGAAUAAUGCUGAUAAAUGCGUGCAAGAAUGUAUGGAAUUAGGCAAUAGCAUUAAACAACGUGUAGAUGAAUUGACAAGUAAUAUUAGAGACGGAAUAGCAAUGAGACAUUCCAAAAACGUCAGUGCCCAUUCCCUUAUUACUAAAAUGUGUGAUGAGAAAAGCAAGUGGUGUGCCAAUGAAGAAACAAAUAUUGAUGAUUUUGUUGACAACAAUAUGGCUGGUUACUUGUACCUAAUGGGAAGACAUUUUGAGAAAGAUAUUUCGAAAGCUAGAUCCCACCUCAAAGAAAUCAAAAGCAAGUACAUUUUUAAAGGGAUUGACUUUAAACAAAACAAAGUUAUACUUAAUUGUUUGUUCGAGGACUUGGAGGAAGUCUGUGAACUGCAUGAAGAAGUUACUGGAAGCGACGAUGGAAAUUCCGACGAUUAUGCCACAUCCACCACAGAAAUAAACAAGACAAGAAAGCAGUUCGAGCAAGAAUUACUGAAAGCGAAACAGGACAUAGAGAAAUCUGAAAAGACACAGACGGAACUGCGUGAUGAACUGAAACGAGUUAAACAAGACCUAUAUCAUUCAGAACAGUCUCACCAUCCGGCCCCUGGAAACCCGAUAAAAGGCGACACAUUCACAGGACGUUUGGAAUACGACUCUGAGGGCGAGCUGCUAUGUAGGAUGGUAAAGGCGGCGUUCAGGAGAGGGUUGAUGUUUACCAUUGAUCAGGAAGGAAAAGUUGUCCUGGAUGGCAUCUCAUUGUAUGACGGUUAUGUGCAUUCUGGAUUUUUCGAUCGAUCGCAUCCGGAUUACGUUAAAUACGUACAUACCUUGAAACCGGAACUUGCUGCCAAAGGCAUCACAGAGGCGGACGUAAAGCAGGAUUGGAAGAUGGAAGAGACUUUCACUGUCGAUGAUCGGUAA